GGCCGAGCAAGGUAUCACAACGAACCGGACCUUUACACCACGCCUCGUCAGGCCCCUGAUAUAGUUAACAAGUUGACGUUCUCUUCCCUAUUCUGCCGCUAUGAACACUGCCGUGGCGGUGCCGGGGUUCGCGGACUCCUUCUGGACGCCCGAUUAUGCUACUGGGAUUCAUACCCUUUUCACAAAACUCCACCAGGGCAUCGUGGAGAACCAGCAGAUUCUCACGAUGGCCCAGAUGCGUGCUGAAGCAGAGCGUGUAUACGCCGCACAACUAGGUGCGAUUGCUCCAGCUAUUGCUCGGAAGACCGGUGGCUUCGAUCGCGACGAUGGUGCCAGUGUUCGCAAGGUCAGUUCCCGCCCCAGUAAACGUUGACCCAACAUUACAUCUGAUAUUUAGCAGGCUUUUGAUUGUAUGCAGAAGCAGAUGGUCGAGGAGCAAGCCAUCCACCAGAAAAUAUCGAGUAGCAUUCAGCAACUUGUCAUCCAAGAAUUCAGUCGCUGGGCAAGCGAGCAUGAAGCCCGAGUCGUUACCUGCGAAAAGGCCCUCAAUCUGCGACUGAAAGAAUAUGCUAAACAAUGUGAUGAAGUGAGCAGUUUGAAUGAGAAGUAUCUCAGCAAGUGCCGGCAGAUCCACGACCGGGAACAGCAGGAGCUGUUCGCCUUCCAGGAACCCGAAAGUGCCACGGCCAGCCCGAAGCAUAAACAACUGAAAGCCCCCACCAUCGUGCUGCCCGAUCCCCUAGAUGAAGACCCGGAACCAGUGGAGUUGGGUGACAUUGUUUACUCGCCAGAGCAAUUGAAGCAGUUACUGAAGCACAUGCUGGAAACCAUUCCAAUGGGUGAGGUGAAAGUGCGCUUACUUGGGACAUAUCUCAAUACGUCACUUGGAUCGGACAUCGUUGAAUACCUGCAGAAACACUUGGGCGCCUCGUCCCUCAGCUAUGCUGAACGAAUUGGCCAGGAUAUGGCCGAUAAUGGUUUUAUUACUUCGAUUGGCGCCAUGGGACCCAACCCGCUCGUCAACACUACAUUCACCGGUAGCUCUAGGUCUACAUACCAGUGGGACAAGCGUGUUUUCCAGAUGACCGGAGUACCGGAGAAGAAGAAGCCACUCACUCGCUCUGGGACUACAUUGAGCCGCACCAGCACUGGAACAGGAAGUGAUGACAGUCCAGUUGACUCGCCUACCUUGACAGAGCGUUUUGCUGCAUGGAACCCCCUCAGGAAUCAGCUUACUGAUGAAACGCCUAUGGAAAUACUCAAGCGCCAGGCAGAUGAGGCCAAUGAACGCUACAAACAUGCUGUCAAACAUCUGGAUGCUAUCCGCUGUAAGCUCGAAGAGGAAAUGUUCCACACGAUGAAAUUUAUGCAGCAAUGUGAACUACACCGUCUGGAGGGUAUCAAAACAGUCGUCAUCGAUUUUUCGAGCACGAUCAGCAAUGUCAUUCCAUCUCUACAGAGCACCAUGGAUAGAAUUGUUCUUCACCAUGAGGCAAUGCAGCCGCAGGGUGACCUGCGUUAUAUGCUGGAGAACUACCGCACCGGCUCGUUUUGUCCCAAAGUGGCUGUCUACGAAAGUGGUUCAAAGUCCACAGAAGGUGAGUUACUUUUUUAUCUCUUCUCUCGAAACUCCCGUAAGGCUAACCGACAUUUGGCAGAACAAACCUUCGGCGUCGAUUUAGAAACAUUAACAGCGGCAGAGGGCAAAAAGCGAGUUCCGGUCCUUGUUACUGGUAUUCUGACAUACCUUGAUAGGCAUUAUCUUGACCUGGAGGGAGAUGAUGCCCGGCGAGCAAUUUGGCUUCGAGACGUUCCUUUAACGGAAACUCAUAAGCUGCGUUCUAAACUCAACAGGGGACGUUCUGGACCAAUUGUAAAGAUCGACGAUGAGGUGGAAGCUAUUGGUGAAAAGUUACAAGAAUUCGAAAUGCCUGUCGUUGCGAGCGUUUUGAGACUCUAUCUCUUGGAACUUCCAGAUUCAAUCGUCUCAUCUAAGCUAUACGAAAUUUUCCGCACAAUUUACACAACGACACGCGAUACCUCUGAUGAAAAUCGUAUUAGAGUGCUUCAGAGCACUCUGGGCCAACUUCCUCUUCCCUACAUAGCUACCCUAGAUGCUAUCACUACUCACUUCUGGCGACUCGUCGAUCUUACCAUUCCUGAGAAUGACCAAUUUUCUACCCGUGAGGAGAUCUACAUAUCUGCUCUUGCAUCGACACUGGCUCCAUGCAUCCUCCGUCCACGCGUGCAGAAUCAUCUGUCUAUGGACGAAAAACACAGCCAUCGUCUUGUUCGUGACCUGAUUGUCAACCAGAAACAAAUUUUCGGGGAACUUAGACGGCUAUCUAGCAAGUCAAGCAGCACCGCGUCUCGACCUCGUGCUAUCAGCACCGACGAAAGCAAUCGACGAGCAAACAUGGAAGAAAGGAACCGUGCAAUUGCUAGCAGGGCUAGAGCCACGAGUCCUGCCCCAUCCCCUCGCCAUCGCCGCGACCGAUCCGUUGGAAGCUCGGGAAGCACCAGAUUCCCGGUUAGCGUUUCUGGAGCUACUACUUCCGAACGCAAACCGGUCCGUCAAUCCCUAGAAGUACCUGAUCCGUCACCGGCUCCGAUAGAUAUUGCACAUAAUAACACCAACGGCUCAAGCGAGGGCACGCCAGCGACGGCUGAAGACACAAACACCUCUGCCGAUGCUCUAACUACUGAUCGGGCAUCAACACCACCAUCCGCCACAACUACAACCCCUGCUUCCGCAGUACCAUCAUCUGUUACUAAUGAAGUUAAGAAAACAGGCUCACUCUCUCGCUCUAGCCGAUAUAGCCAUAUUACCGGCAUAAAGCGAGAUGAAGGUGACAAUUCAGCAUCGGAUGUUCCUCCAAAGCCUGUGGGUGUAACACUAGAGGACAAACCAAUUGAUGACUAAGUUUAGCCCGACCUUAGCUACCCACGGUCACCAUUACCUUUUCCCUUUCUCCGUUCUCUUAUCCCCGUUUCCUACCUUCUGUUUUUGUCAUGAUAUUAUGCCAAAAGCAACCGAUUUAACGAUAUCCCAAGCAAUUUUUCUACCUUCUCAACCUCAACAAUCUACUUUAGCCUUAGAUAUGUCUUUUUGUACGAUGUCUUUUUUAAGAUUUAUAUUUUUGCCAACUUCCCACAUUCGCUUUCUUGUCCCUAAUGAAACUCCAUUCUAGUGGUUGAUACUUCACCUGAGAGGCAGAUCUUCCGGUAAUUGCGUAUGAUACCCAGGAAUUAACGGAAGGGAUUCUGUUGUCUAGAUGCUACAGAAAAUUGUCGAUUCUGCAUUAUAAAGGCUUAUUACAAUUGUCAAUGUGGUCAACGUUAUUCAGCAGCGAACAUACAAAUUAUUAUUUUAUGAUAUCAUAAACAUCUAUCUAUUCUGAUACAAGAUGCGAAAUACCCACGGACAAACGCUAGAGUCAAUCCGACAACAAAUAUUCACUAGUGGAACUCCUGGCGCUGCCUACUUCCCAACAUUAUUAUGCUUUCAGACAUCAUCUCGUCAUCGCCAGCAAACGGUCUCUGCUGAUAAGGCUUUAGCUGCUGCUUUUUCCUAAAGAGGCCUUUAAUAUCUAAAGGGUCCAGAAUCUUCAUCUUCAAAGGCCGAGUGUCCUCAAG
Trichophyton rubrum CBS 118892 is the source of this 3636-nucleotide messenger RNA. RefSeq lists its product as uncharacterized. Gene Ontology annotation, biological process: cytoskeleton organization; small GTPase-mediated signal transduction. Gene Ontology annotation, cellular component: cytoplasm; division septum; cell division site. Lineage: Eukaryota; Fungi; Ascomycota; Eurotiomycetes; Onygenales; Arthrodermataceae. Bases 413 to 2923 code for a protein of 836 amino acids. The record is from RefSeq and is a predicted model, not a curated record. The transcript has 3 exons. Gene Ontology annotation, molecular function: GTPase activator activity.